CCCAAUUUUUCAAUCGGUUCCGCGCAAUUGAGCAUGCAGUGGCUCUCGCCUUCUCUUCCCGGGCUUUCUUGUUGUCCCGCUCAAAAACCAAAAUCGAUCGAGAAAUUCUAGGGUUUCCUUGCAGAUAAUAAUGGGGACUCUGCAUGAUCUGAUAGAAGAAGCCAAGCUUCGAACCGUAUGGUGGGCUCUAUGUAUAUUCUCAGUGUGCUACUUCCUGACGCACACUAGUAAAUCGAUGUGGAUGAAUUUCCCAAUUGCUGUUUUGUUAGUGUCUGUGUUAAGGAUGGUAUUGAAUGAGGUGGAGUUUCAUUGGAAACAUCAAAAUGUUAGGCGGCAGACGUACUUGUCACAUUUGGAAAAGAAACAGCUAUCGGUGAAUGAUUCCCGUCUUUCUACAUCACUGCCUCCACCAAAAUGGAAGAGGAAAUUUGAUGCCCCUCUUGUGGAAGCUGCCACAGAGGAAUUUGUGAACAAGCUCUUACAUGAUUUUGUAAAAGAUUUGUGGUAUUCUGAUAUUACGCCGGACAAGGAAGCACCUGACCUAAUACAUGAUGUAAUUAUGGAUGCCUUAGCUGAAAUAUCUCAAAGAGUCAAAGAAAUAAACAUUGUUGACCUGUUGACAAGGGAUAUAGUGGACCUGAUAGGAGACCAUUUGGACCUUUUCCGUAGAAGCCAAGCUGCAAUUGGCAGGGACAUAAUGGGGACACUUUCGUCUGAAGAGAGGGAUGAGAGAUUGAAACAGCAUUUAUCAGCCUCUAAAGAACUCCACCCAGCUCUGAUAUCUGCAGAGUGUGAAUACAAGGUUCUUCAGCGUCUUGUGAGCGGAAUCCUAGCUAUAGUGCUAAGACCAAAAGAAGCCCAAUGCCCUCUGGUUCGCUGCAUUGCUCGAGAAAUUGUUGUUUGUUUGGUAAUUCAACCUAUAAUGAAUUUUGCAAGUCCAUGGUACAUCAAUGAGUUGAUUGAAUAUAUAUUUUCUGCAAUUAAGGAUUUUAUCAAAGAUAUAUCUACAAAUAUGGAGGGUCAUGACCAUGAUCAUGCUGCUCCUGCAGAAAAUAUACAUAGCAGUGAUUUUUCCUUCACAAGAACUGCAUCUGAUGUUUCUGGAAACUCCAUGUCUAAUCAAAUUCUUCAAGAGGAGCCAAUCCAUCCACGACCUGCGGAAUGGGUUCGUGCCUUCGAAGCAGCAAAUCUGAAAAGAACGGAAGUUCUAAUGCCUGAAAACCUUGAGAAUAUGUGGGCUAUAGGGAAAAACUAUAAGAAAAAAUUCAGGAAGUAUGCUUCUAUUGACUCUCAAGAUCCACAAGAAUUUGGUGGUGUUAUUAAUGAUUCACAAAUUAUAGCCAAGGAAAUAGCAACUCAGAAGCCCGAAAUAUUUUUGGGAAAGGAAGAUAAGGCUCUGGAAGCUGAAGACGCUGCUUCCAUUACAACCCCUGAGAGUAAAACUAAGUUUAAGAGAUCAAAUAGCACAUUCGAUUUGAAUACCCAACUAGAGAUGGAAGAUAUGUUGGCUAGUAAAGGUGGACAAUAUAAGUCAAAAUGCAAUAAUGCUGAGGUUGGGAGGAAUGCUAGUGCAUCAGAAAUGAUAUUACACCGGGACAUACAUCUAGUUCCAAAGCUCAAAUGCCGGGUUUUAGGGGCAUAUUUUGAGAAACUGGGGUCACAAUCUUUCGCAGUUUACUCAGUUGCUGUGACAGAUGCUGAUAAUAACACUUGGUUCGUGAAGAGAAGAUACAGGAACUUUGAGAGAUUGCACCGACACCUAAAGGACAUUCCAAAUUACAUAUUACAUUUGCCCCCUAAAAGAAUUUUUUCUUCAAGCACAGAAGAUGCUUUUGUUCACCAGCGAUGUAUCUUGCUUGACAAGUACUUACAGGAUCUCUUGUCCAUUGCUAAUGUUGCUGAGCAACAUGAAGUGUGGGAUUUUCUAAGUACUAAUUCAAAGAGCUAUUCCUUUGGAAAGCCAUCUUCAGUGAUGAGAACUUUGGCAGUUAAAGUGGACGAUGCUGUGGAUGAUAUAUUUCGCCAAUUUAAAGGAGUCUCUGAUGGUUUAGUUCAGAAAGCUGUUGGUUCCCCCACUACAUCUUAUACUGCACUUUCGGGCAAAAAAAUGUCCUGGAAUGAUGAUGACAUUAAUAAACUUGCAUUGAGGCAAAACAGUUCAGAGCUGCUAAACAGUUCAUCUGACGGAGGUUUCAGUCCACAAGCCAAUGGGUGGCAUUCAGACAAUGAAGCCAACCCAAGGGAGUUCCCUCAUCAAGCCAUAAACCAUGGUGAGGAUUUCAAAGGCUUCGGGUCUAACACCAAGAGCAGUUCAGGACCACAUUAUGAGGUUGUUGGUACUAGUGGAUGUCCUGAAGCAAAUUUUGCCACUCUCUCGGGUCAACAGGAGGCCCCAAUUGAUGUGCCACCAGAGUGGACACCUCCAAAUUUAAGUGUGCCUAUUCUCAAUUUAGUAGACAAUGUAUUUCAGCUCAAAAGAAGAGGAUGGUUAAGGAGACAAGUAUUUUGGAUAUCAAAGCAAAUAUUGCAGUUGAUGAUGGAAGACGCUAUUGAUGACUGGCUGUUAAUGCAAAUCCAUUGGCUUCGGCGGGAAGAUGUGAUUGCCCAAGGAAUACGUUGGAUCCAAGAUAUUCUCUGGCCAGAUGGAAUUUUCUUCCUGAAAACAACCACUCGUAGUGAAAGAAAUGAUGGUCAACCCUCUCAGCGAUAUGGGAAUCCCACAAGACAGUUUUCAAUGGGUUGGGCGUAUAAAGCUGGUUCUUUUGAGCAGCAGCUUGAGGCUGCUCGCAGGGCUAGUAGCGUAAAAAAGAUGCUUUUCAAUACUGCCCCAAGUGCUUUAGUCAGCUUGAUCGGCAAAAAACAGUACAAGCGUUGUGCUCGAGAUAUAUACUAUUUCCUUCAGUCUACUGUAUGCUUAAAGCAAGUGGCUUAUGCAAUCCUUGAACUUGUGCUAGUAUCAAUCUUUCCCGAGUUACGGGAUAUUGUGAAGGAUAUCCAUGAAAAGAUGCAUUCUCAACCUGCAUAAGGAUCAGAGUGUUAAGAAAACUCCUUUGAGUCUUCCCAAACAUCUCAAGAGAAGCUAUUCAAACAAAUGGCAGGGUAUCCUACUGAUUACCAGCAGCGUUUACCAGCCAACUCCUUAGAUCAGAAUAGGAUUUUUGAAACUGAAAUUUUUUUUCUCUUGGAUGUGAGAAAAGAGUUUUCCUUACCUUCUUACAUCUUGUGUACACUGUAAAUAACAGAACCAAAUCAGAGCAUGUAUUACAUGUAUAUAUACAAUGCAUUCUUUUCUAGUAUAUUCUUUUUAGAGUCCGCGUGGCAAUGGUUAUCUGGAUUUGGCUGGAAGGAAACACGUUUGAUGCCAUCUCGGAACACAUGGAAGAGCUUUGCAUCCU
Messenger RNA from Cuscuta campestris, 3395 nucleotides. The record is from the annotation of a GenBank genome assembly. NCBI's taxonomy places the organism in Eukaryota, Viridiplantae, Streptophyta, Magnoliopsida, Solanales, Convolvulaceae.